GCGUUGCCCCGGUAGCCUUGAAGUGGUCGAACAAACCCAGCCUGCUUCACUUCACUAGACCUUCUCAACUGCUGACCGCAAAAGCCGAAGACGGCGAAUGAUUCCAUGAAAGAUAAAACAUGAGUCGGUCGCCAUCUACGGUAGUCGCCAGUCGCAGAAGUAUGAAGUUUUUAAAGUUGUCCGAAUGAGUUUUAUAGAUCGUUAUUCUUCAGCUUUUUCAUAUGUAUUCAACAUCGUGUCGUUCAUUCGAGCUGCGCGGAGACCAGUUCUGUCCUCAGCGAAGAGCACCACCGUCAAGAGAAUUUCCCCUAUUACAAUUGGCCGAGCUGGUUCCCGCCAUGGCAUGCAGUUUUGUCACCACCUCCUACAUCGUCGAAGCCGAAGCAGUGCUAGAUACACUUUCCCUACACGCCGACUCUUCUCCCCGAAAAUUGGCCCGCUUAAUACAGACCAGAUUCCUCAGAUACGUACCGCCGGGGCUGGCGCUCGGCUCUUGCCUGGUGCUAGGGUGCUGUCUAUCCUCGUACGUCCACCGGCGGCGGGACCAUGACCCGUAUCAAGCGAUGGUGUUUAUGACCUGGAUCGCCUGGGCCAUCUGCAUUGGCUGGGGGGUAGAGGCAAGCGCUAACUUAGUCACGCUGGGAAUCGUGCCGUGGGUGUCGUGCGCAGCCAUGGUCAGCAGCUACUGUGCCCACGCCGGAGCGCGCUGGCUAUCGGCCAAGGAAAAAGGGGAGUGCUGGAGCACCCUGACCAUAACGGAUGAACAAAGAAUCAUGUUCGGGACGUAGGAACUGGAAAGCUCAUGGGGAGCAGCCUCCAAACGCUCUGCGACAUGCUAUUACUUUGCGGAUCUGUCUAACCGGCUACCCAAUCCUAGAGGCAGACACUCUGAGUACAUUAAGCGAUACCUAAUCUCUCCCAUCUUUGGGGUUGAGACGCCAUGCCGGAUUUUUGUUCACAUUACCCUAACUAAAAUGAUAAAAACCACCAAUACAUUCGAGUAUUUCUCGAGCAAUAAGGGGGCAUGGCAUUGUGUCGGUACACGGGAGAGGGGAGCCAGGGGUAAUCGAAAUAAAAAAGAA
This is a messenger RNA of Hypoxylon fragiforme, 1082 nucleotides long. RefSeq lists its product as uncharacterized. NCBI's taxonomy places the organism in Eukaryota, Fungi, Ascomycota, Sordariomycetes, Xylariales, Hypoxylaceae. The coding region runs from base 222 to 788 and encodes 188 amino acids. The transcript is spliced from 2 exons. The record is from RefSeq and is a predicted model, not a curated record.